AUGGUGCGAAAUACCUCAUCAAACCCACCAAGUACAUACGUCAGCAACAUGAGAACCGCACUCCUCCUCUUCGCGACACUGCUCCUAACAGCACACGCUCGCACGAUCAACGUCGUGGGCGAAGGUACCUCGAACCUGCCCCCCGACCAGGUUACGUUGGAGGCCGGGGUGACGACGACGGCCAAGUCGGCGGUGACAGCGUUGACGGACAACAACCGCAAGUUCGUACGUCUCGUGGCCGUAGUUAAGGAGAAGGGCAUCGCAGAUAAGGACGUACAAACGUCGUCCUUCGACGUGUUCCAGGAUUUCCGAGGGCGUGGGGACAGCAGGAUGCGCGUGUACACAGUGUCUAACCAGGUCACGAUCAAGGUGCGCGAUGUGGCCAUGGUGGGGGAGAUCCUGGACGCCCUGGUGCGUGCGGGGAGCAAUGAGAUCUACGGAAUCACGUUUGGGCUGCAGGAUUCGCAGAUGGGCAAGGACACCGCGAGGAAGCUGGCUGUAGCAGACGCCGCGAGGAAGGCUGAGUUGUUUGCGAAAAGCGCAGGCGUGAAAGUAGGGAAAGUGCUCGCGAUUAGCGAGACGGCGAUCGCGGGGGGAUCGGACAAUGGUGCUACCCUCCCGAACGGAGAAUUUGCGGCUCGAGAAACUCUGUCCGUGUCGCCCGGCGAGCUUGAUGUCGAAGUGAUAGUGUAUGUGCUGUACGAACUUGUCGAGUAG
This is a messenger RNA of Chondrus crispus (carragheen), 717 nucleotides long. RefSeq lists its product as hypothetical. NCBI's taxonomy places the organism in Eukaryota, Rhodophyta, Florideophyceae, Gigartinales, Gigartinaceae. Gene Ontology annotation, cellular component: external side of plasma membrane. The transcript has a single exon. The record is from RefSeq and is a predicted model, not a curated record. Gene Ontology annotation, biological process: DNA damage response. The coding region runs from base 1 to 717 and encodes 238 amino acids.